Messenger RNA from Linderina pennispora, 519 nucleotides. RefSeq lists its product as uncharacterized. The record is from RefSeq and is a predicted model, not a curated record. The transcript has a single exon. Gene Ontology annotation, biological process: positive regulation of DNA-templated transcription. NCBI's taxonomy places the organism in Eukaryota, Fungi, Kickxellomycota, Kickxellomycetes, Kickxellales, Kickxellaceae. Gene Ontology annotation, cellular component: nucleus. Gene Ontology annotation, molecular function: transcription coactivator activity; chromatin DNA binding. Bases 1 to 519 code for a protein of 172 amino acids.
AUGGCGUUGAAUGCGGUAAUGAUUGAAGCGCACAUGCGCAACCCGGUGCCCCUGCCAAACGAAAACUUCCUGUACCACUGCAACGGCGUGUCGUUCAGCCUAAAGACAGGCAAUGGGUACCCAGGGAACUCCGUCGCGUACAAGUCGGCAGCGGGCACAGCGUUCGUGUCGAACCAGCGCAUCGUGUUUCUCUCACAGCGCACGCGAGCCGGCGAGGUGGAGUCGUUCACGGCGCCGCACACACACCUGCAGUCGCCCAAGUUCACGCAGCCGCUAUUCGGGGCGAACCGGUUCGAGGCCGAGGUGGAGCCGGUAGCGGGCGGCGGGCUGGCGCAGCGCGGGCUCCUGUCACUGGGGUUUGCCGAGGGGGGCGGGUAUGACUUUGCCAACAAGGUGCGCGAGAUGGGCGAGCGGAUCCGGCAGAUCGGCGAGGUGCCGGCGUACGAGGAGGAGCUGCCGGCGUACGACCACCCGCCGGCAUACGAUGCACCGCCCGGCUAUGCACCGGCGAGGGAGUAA